AUGAUCACCACCGCCCCGAGGUUGCGCAUUCGCCGCCCCUCACCCACGGCGGCCGAGUUCACGGUCACGACGCUGCCGCCGUCCACGCUCUCCCUCCGGCUCGGACGACUGAUCCUGCUGGUGCUGCGAAUCGUCCUCGCCGCCGCGACGGUCCUCCUGCUGCACGCACGUUGGGUCGGCAGCACGCUCGCGGGGCCUCGUUCGCGUCCCAGCACGCCGCCGCCGCCGGCGCUCUCGCUCUCGGCCGCUCUUUGGUGCGCGCUCGACGCCUGGGAGCGGUCGCCGACGGGCCUGCUCUUCGCCGCCGCCGCGGCGCGCGUGCCGCUCCCCGUGCUGCUCUCCGCCGGCGCCGCCGUCUUCUACCUCGUCGGCCUACGCGUGCACAAGUACGAAUCCCUCCUCGUCCUGCGCGGGCUCGGCGUCCAGACGACGGAGUCGCCCUCGACGUACUUUGCGCGCGCUGCGACCCGCUUCAUCCCGACCGAGAAGAUACAGGACAUCUUUGUCAACGAGGCCUUUCGCGGCUUCGAGGUGCGCUACUACCUCGUCGUCGUCGUCGAGGGCGAGGAGAACGUCGUCGUCGUCUUCCCCAGCCUCCUGCCGCGGAGGAAGAUUGUCGAGACGGUGUGGAGGGGCGCGAGAGAGUGCCUGUACGAGGGGCGCGGGGAAGAAAAGGGACAGGCGGCCCACGCGUAG
Molecule: messenger RNA, 696 nt
Organism: Drechmeria coniospora
Lineage: Eukaryota; Fungi; Ascomycota; Sordariomycetes; Hypocreales; Ophiocordycipitaceae
Product: GPI-GlcNAc transferase complex
Exons: 1
Coding region: 1-696 (231 amino acids)
Biological process (GO): GPI anchor biosynthetic process
Cellular component (GO): glycosylphosphatidylinositol-N-acetylglucosaminyltransferase (GPI-GnT) complex
Source: RefSeq, a predicted model, not a curated record